CCUGUGGCCAGCGGCGCCCAGCGGCCACUCUCGGGCAUCGCCGCAGGAUCACGGAUCGUGGGGGGACAGGACGCUCCGAGCGGUGCCUGGCCCUGGUCCGUCAGCCUCCAGCUCCGCCAGCCCGGCGCUCGCUACGUCCACGUGUGCGGCGGAGUGCUGGUGAAUGCCAACGCGGUGCUUACAGCUGCCCACUGCCUCACGGGAAGGACGAACCGAUAUUCCUGGAGAGCUGUUCUGGGUGUGCAUAACCUUUGGAAACCACAGAAACACGCAGCACAAAGAAAGAUUAGAAGCAUCGCUGUGCACCCAGAAUUCAAGGCAGACACAUUUGAAAACGAUAUCGCGCUAUUUGAACUCGACUCCGCAGUACGCUACAAUGACUAUAUCCAGCCCAUCUGCUUACCUCCCGCUCACCUUCUCCCGUUCAUGUACAACGAAACGGAGUGCUUCAUCAGCGGCUGGGGACGUACAAAAGAAAAAGGUAAAGCUUCGGCUGUGUUAAAAGAAGCACGAGUGGAAAUCAUCCCCUCUAGCAUCUGUAACAGUUCUUACGCGUACGGAGGUUUGAUUAACGACAACAUGAUCUGUGCUGGCUCUCUCUCAGGAGGCACCGAUACCUGCCAGGGAGACAGCGGUGGACCUUUAGCGUGCUACCUCCCUUACACCAACACGUACUAUCUCGUAGGGAUUGCUAGUUUUGGAAUUGGCUGUGGCCGACCACGAUUUCCUGGGAUCUACGUCCGUUUAUCAGAAUACAGAACAUGGAUAGAGUAUGAACUGCUGUUGAGAAGCAAGGCUGUGAGUCCCAGGAGCACUCCACUCGCCAUCGUUCUGACUGUGAUGGCUAUGGUCCUUCUGUAG
This is a messenger RNA of Pterocles gutturalis (yellow-throated sandgrouse), 861 nucleotides long. RefSeq names its product transmembrane protease serine 12-like. Lineage: Eukaryota; Metazoa; Chordata; Aves; Pterocliformes; Pteroclidae. Gene Ontology annotation, molecular function: serine-type endopeptidase activity. The annotation marks the transcript as partial. Gene Ontology annotation, biological process: proteolysis. The transcript has 4 exons. The record is from RefSeq and is a predicted model, not a curated record.